This is a messenger RNA of Sapajus apella (tufted capuchin), 1630 nucleotides long. RefSeq lists its product as uncharacterized. The record is from RefSeq and is a predicted model, not a curated record. The coding region runs from base 1 to 336 and encodes 111 amino acids. Lineage: Eukaryota; Metazoa; Chordata; Mammalia; Primates; Cebidae. The transcript has 4 exons.
AUGGUCCCGGCCGCGCCUCCUCAGCCGCGCGGGGCCGGGGCCGGAGGACCGGCCGAGGACGACAGGGUUCUGUCCCGACGAGCCGUGCUAGGUUCGGCUCGGACGCGCGCUGCUGGAUCUAAAUGGGCGGUGCCGGGUCCGAUGGGCGACAGGUGGGCGUGGCGACCCAGGUACUGGGCUCAGGGCGGGUGGCCCGGUGCUCCCGCUCCACCCGCCCGCCCGCGCCUUGCCCCGGGGCUGCUGCGCGUUUUUCCUCCAGUGGGACUCCUUUCUGCUGGGGUCGCUUCGAAGCCGACCUUUUCAAGCUGUUUUCUUCGUUGGACGAAACGUUAUUAGGCUGUGUACAUUUCAAGGGUCCUGUUUUCUGAACCGUGCCAGCGUUUCCUAGGCCCCCACCCCGCCGCUCCCGGGGUUGGAGCCCCCCAAUGCAGGGCGUGCUCCUCCGGCAGAGCGAGGCUGGAGGGCCCACUCCCUUUGUCUCCUUAGAAAAUGCCUCUUCUCUCAGACACAUUGUUAUCUGCAAAUCCUUAACCGGCGCGGAGAACGUCCAGGGAACGCUUUGAUGCGCCCAGGUUAGCACUGACAGGUGCCACGUGAGCGUCGUCUUAAAUCCUGUACGUGGCCCGUGGACGUGGAACCCUGAGAUUAAUUUCAGUAGCUAGCUUUGUGAAUUGUAGGAAUUCUUCUUCAUUGUCCUUUUUACACAGCCCCUCCCCCUUUUUUGGCAGUGGGACACAUCCCAACAGUCUCCCCCAUGCAGUCAGUCAGGUGACUCUGCAUUCUUACCUUAUCUGUGACGUGUCCUAACAAAAAGCGUUCAUCUUUGAAACACUAAGGCAAGUAAUGAGAAGAGUGAACUUUAUUUGACAAAGCCUUUUUAUUUUGGUCAUUGCUUUUUUUUCCAGUGGGGAAAUAAUUUUACUCUCCACCAACUGGAUUUCCUCUUUUGCAGGCAAUUAGAGAAUUCUGUCAUCUCCACUUGGUUCUGCCUUUUCUGCAGCACUCUUCCAGUCCAGCUACAUAAGGAGGCGUCUCAGCAGAGGAGCCUGGGGCAUGGAACCCGUGCCAUGGGGGAAUGAAUUCUUCAAUAGAUCUCUAGUCUCCUUUAUUAAAAUUAAAGUGUGGUGACUUGCAGAAAAGCGUCUGUGUCUAAAUGACAUCUUCAUGUUCUAGCGUUCGAUUUCCUUAUGCCUUUGAGCUCCUGUGCUUCCCGAUAGACUCGAGUUUUUACCAUGUGAGAUCCUCGUGCCCGCCCAGCGGACUCUCACUGGGUUCCUUCCACACGUGCUUUACAGAUUCCUGGCACCAGGUUAAGUGAGCUCCAGCCUCAGGAGCUCCAUGCUUCAGGAUGCUGUUACCAAGAAUGACUUGCCUCUUGGAGAAUUAGUUUGCAAAGCUGGCGGUUAGAUUGCUGGUAUCCAAAGCAAGUAUGUGUAGCAUCGUUAAAGAGAAGAUUCAGGUUUCCUGGAAAGCAGUUAUGGGCUCUCUGCAGUGUUAUUUUUCUAAUAAAAAACAAAUUGCAUAUGUGAAACACCUAGUGCGUGAUGCAAGACCAUCACAUAGAAGGCUCUAAAUCAAGGUGAAGUAUUCUUGUUUUUCUGACUGUCAUUAAAAGUCCCCAUUUGUGUUA